AAAGGUCGGAGCAGAAUGCCAUACAGGUUCGCAUGCUGGGUAAGAGCGCUAACUGACCCCGACACCUCUGCGCGAAAGGUUGUAAGUGCAUGUAGUCGGCUGCAGUUUGGGCGGCGCGGAAUGUUUUCCAAAUAUUUUGGUGGCGGUGCUUCGGGCUUUCACUAACCCUCGAGACGUGCUACCGUCUUCAUCCGGUAAAAUGUCUUCCAGCAGCGGUGCUCGAUACAGUCUUCGCUCUGGAGAAGUCCAACAUGUGGUUAUAUGAAAGCCAGACACAUUUUUUUUUUUAAAGUAGUGUCUACCGAGGAUCAUAACAUCAGCCUCAGACCUUGACGAUUCAGUCCUUGAAAUGUAGCCAUAACUUUUUCUCAUGCCUCAGUCAUUUAAGAGUUCUCGAAACGAGCGCAGAGGGCUGUUAUUUAGAUCGCAACAUGGAUUCUCGGUUAGAAAUUUAAUUAAAAAAAAAAGAAACUACACUUGCACGUAUGCAAACACAAACAGGAAGGAAUGCAGCUGCCAACAACAACAAAAAAAAAAAAAAAACGCAGGCGCCACUGUUGUCUUUCGAUAGGCCGUUUCAUUUAAUGGCUGACCCACUUCUCCACCUCCUGACCUGGCAGAAAAUAUCAGCAGCUGAAUCAAAAGUGGGAGUCUGCCAUACAGACACAACACAGAGACAGAGUAUUGUACUGCACGCUGGGUUAUUCUGUGCGUGUGUGUGUGUGUGUGUGAGGGAGAAGGAGGGAGGCAUCAUUCAUCAGCCGUCCUCUAGCUACAGAGUUUCCUCAUCAAGACUUCCACCGGCCUUGUCUUCUCACCACUUGUUUUUAUCUCUCCGUCUCUGCCGCUAUCUCUGUUUCUCACUUUCUCACAUGUUCCCAUGCAGUUGUCACGAAUCUUGAGCUCCUCUAGUUCGCUGCAUUUAUUCCUUUGGCAGAUUAAAGUCGUACGUGGCUGAGUCCUUGUAGCUAUCCUUCGAUAAUCAUCGUUUAAAGACACGAUAAAAGCAGUUUGACACGUGUUACAAGGGCAGUGCUGAUUACAAGUACUUCAGAUUUGGUGUUCUGACGACACCAAGUGUCAGUUCGAAAACUAGGGGGUGCCGAUACCAGCAUCAGUAUCAGGUUUCGAUACUCUGCUCACAUGCUAAUGUCACUUUACACCAAAGCUAACAUUAACCUCUUGGUAGUAGGCGCAGGUUAACUGGCUGUUAACAAGGGUCUUUUGGCUUAGAGGAGUGUUACAGAUGUGGUCGCCGUCUGACGUAAAAUAGUUUUAACUUUUUAAACAUUCACAACACUUGGAAUUCAUUUGGUUGCAGCAAGACCUGUCGGCUCACUGGGGACGGCGCAUUCGACUUGUUACUAGCAUCUUCCUGACCUUUCAGACGAUCUCACCGCUCACCAGUGGAAACCCGCAAAAGGGUUGGUCUAUUCACUGGUUACACGCAGACACACGAGCUCCUUUGAUGCUGUGGCAUCAGCCGUGCCUCCCGCUGUGCUUCAGAGACUUCCCACCAAAGGAGCUUUAGCACGGCAUCAAAACGAUGAAAGCAGCUUUAACUGCACCAGUCAAAAGGUGCUUCGUUUGCCACUAUUAUACUGUAAAUAUAUUGUCAUGUCAUCGCCAGAGCUUUUGUGUUCUUUUUAAACACUCCUAGCACCACUGGGCGCUGGCAAGUAUCCACACGUACCCGUAUUUGCUCUAACAAAAGGUGGAGCGGUAUCGCCCGACGCCAGUUGGGAGAAAAAGGUUGAGCUAAAAACUAAGCAGUGCUGCGUGUCAUGUCUGAGAAUAAUUAAAUAAUCUUGUUCAUCAGGUCAGCUCAGAGUUAGAGGUCUAUUUUUGUUUUAGUACACAGAGAUUCCAGCUCAUAGUUGGAGUUGUGUGCUGACACAGUUAUAAUGCGCCUCCCAUCCAAAGUGUUGUCUGGAUUUGAAAGUUGUUCAGUACGUGUUUGUAUUGAACACAGUGUCCAUGGUUCAUUUUUUAUGACUUCACUUCCACCCAGCUCGAGCAUACAAUAUUUAACACUCGAUACCAACCGCUGAUUUACAGCUAUACGUGCGCCUGCGCCUCAUAGUUUCUCACAGUCGGUAUCUAUUAUCUUAACGCUCUUUGUCUCAUUUCUUCCAAUCUGCUUGUGUCUGAUACGUGACGUUCAAGGCUGUCUGCCUGACUGUGUGUGUGUGUGUGUGUGUGUGUAUGUGUCUGCGUGUGUGUGUACUUCUGUCUGCAUGUGAUUGUUUUUCAAGGGAACAUUUCCCCGGAAAAAUGUAACAUUUAUAGCACCGCAUCCUCCUUUUUUUAUGCAGGGUUAUGCAGGUCCUGCUUGCUUGCUCACACUCAUUCACUCGUAUUCACAGUGAUUUACAUGUGGUCACGAGUGGCCAAAGGGAAACGUUUGCAUGCCGUUUGAAUGUUUCAUAAACAAGUCAUAAACAGAUUAUCAAUUCAUGUCAUUAUCUGAUCAUGAAGCCACUUUCCCUUAAUUACAAUAAUACACCAAAGUUGGAAACCAGUGCUCCCCCAAGGUUAACAUCAAGAGAUCAGAUCAAAACCUGCCGACAACCUGACUUCUGGCCUCGCUUUGUCAGAACAUUCUUCAGGUUUGUGUCUGCGUGAGUCUGCCUGCAGUCAUUAUUUUGCUAUAGGGGAAAAACCUUUGUUUGUUUAAAUAUUCCUUGAGUCACAGUUACUUUAGGCAGCAGUAAGUCAAGGGUGCAGGCUGUUCAUCUUACUGAGUCUCUGUUUAUAGAAUCCACACGCUUAGAUCUGAUGACUUUUUUUGUAUUUUUAGGAGAACGCUUUUAGAAAUAAUCAUCCAGGAGCAGGAUUUAUGCCGUCGGGCUGUAUCUGGCUGAGACCAGAUCUGACCAAUCGGAUCAAACCGCAUCUGAAAAACAGAGCAGCAGAUAGUUUCAUGGAUCGGUUUUUCUGCUUAAUCGGAGCUAACCCACUUUUAUGUGGUCGCUAAUAUCCGAAUUUAGCCACGGGUAUCACCCUUUCACCCCUUAUUAUUAUAUUAAGUUAUUCAGUUAUGAUUCUGACUGCAUCGUUUCUAAUUAUCAAUCAUGGGUUCGGUGUUUCCUGACAUCGCGUCUCUCUGCUUCUAUCAGAAAUCCAAGUUGCGUUUAAGCCCACGGCUGGUUAGUCACCUGCGCAGGAGAGUUCAGAGCAAAUACGUCAAAACAGACCUGCUCAAGUUGUUUCUGUGCCGGCGGAGCUCUAACGAAGGGUGACUCACAGCGCGCACCUCAUUUUACCUUCAGGCGGAACAAGUUUAUUAUUAUUCUCUCCUAUAAACCUUCCACGUCCAUCUUUCAUCACACGUAACAAUUUCUGCCACUAAGACCAAAGAAUUAAACGAAAAAUAAUAAUAAUAAAAAAAAAUAGCUAUAGACACUGCUGCGUGCCUUUUAGUAUAGAAAUUCCUGUGGUGAAAUCCUACAUCCGCCGGCGUUCACCUCAUUCAACCCUGUCCCCACUAAGCCCACUGCGUGAAAGGAGCUGUCAACCACAGCUCUACGGUGUUUUGCUCUAAACUUGUUGGGCUGUUGUCGGGGUAGCAGCAUACAGCCGGAGAGAGAGAGAGAGUGUAAGUGAGCUGAGAGUGUGGGGAGAGGAGGGGCUUUGAGACGCCACAACAACACUGGCGCGAGUGAGGCUGUGGAGGGGAGAGAGAAUGCGGCAGAAGGAGGGAGCAGACUGCCAGUGGUCGACUCUGGGAGAGAGGGAUACGCACGCAUCGCCUUUGUCUUUUUUCUGGCUUUUUCUUCCACUCUUUGUCUCAUGGUUCUCGUCUCUCUGCGCCUCCUUGCUCUCGGACUCCCUCUGUCCUCCCCGCUGCUGAUUCUGUCUCUCCUGGCAGUCUCCAUCUCUGCGUCCUACAUCCAGACUUCCUUCCACCUCAGCCCGUCUUCAUUUUCCCCACCUAUGGCCACCUGACAGUGAGCUUUUCUUUCCUUUUCCCCCCUCUCUCUUUUUAUCUUCACCAUCCCCCUCUCUGUCCCGUUAGUCCGGUUCAGCUGCUUCUUUUCUUUGAGCCGGUCUGUCAGGUCACCCAUCUCUUACGAUGCCCGUACUGGAGGGGCUCUGGGGUCCAGAUCUCAGGAUGCGGGACCCCGGUCUGGGGGUCUGUCCCGACGAGCCUCCCGGAUCUCCGGUGUGGGGUCCUCUCAGGACUCCCCCCGUCACUUGCGGUGGGCUCUCGCUGGCCCUGGAGCUUCCCGCUCUCAUACGACAGCUCAGAGCUGCGUGGAGAGCGCGCAGGGGAGGUCCCCGGGGACCGGAGAGAAGUCAAGCAAACACAUGGGUGGAGGCAGAGAAGGUGGAGGAGGUGAAGCAGGACACGGAGAGCACGAGUACGCAUCUGGAAGCUGAUGGCAGACUGAACACUGGUCAUGCUGGUGUGCUGCUGGCGGAGAGACGAGGCUCCUACCCGCUGAUCGACCUGCGCAUCUUUAAAACCAGUGCCCAGCAGGGGGAGGUAGAGUCCGGCACCAGGAGAAAGGUGAAGCGUCUGCUGAGCUUCCAGAGGUACUGCCACGCAUCCAGGUUACUCAGAGGUUUGGUUCCCCACACCCCUGGGUCCCUACACUUACUGGACGAUGACUACCUGGGACAGGCCGCGCACAUGCUAUCAAAAGUAGGCACAUGGAAUUUUGACAUUUUCCUCUUUGAUCGUCUUACAAAUGGUAACAGUCUGGUGACCCUGAUGUGCCAUCUCUUCAAUGUCUACGGUCUCAUUCACCACUUCCAGCUGGACAUGGUGAAACUACACAGGUUUCUGGGUAUGGUGCAGCAGGACUACCACUCCCAGAAUCCCUAUCACAAUGCUGUUCAUGCUGCUGAUGUCACUCAAGCCAUGUACUGCUACCUGAAGGAGCCCAAGCUGGCGGAGCAGCUGAGUCCCCUGGACGUGUUCCUGGGUCUGAUGGCGGCCGCCGCCCACGACGUGGACCAUCCCGGAGUCAACCAGCCCUUCCUCAUCAAGACCAGGCACCACCUGGCGUCUCUCUACCAGAACACGUCCGUGCUGGAGAGCCACCACUGGAGAUCCACCGUGGGCAUGCUGCGGGAGUCGGGGCUGCUGUCCCACCUGCCUGCUGACAUGUCGCAGGACAUAGAGCAGCAGCUGGGCUCUCUCAUCCUGGCCACAGACAUCAGCAGGCAGAACGAGUUCCUGUCGACCUUCAGAGAGCAUCUGGACAACCAGGACCUGGACCUCCAGCUGGCUUCGCACAGGCACUUUAUCCUGCAGAUCGCUCUCAAGUGCGCAGACGUCUGUAACCCGUGUCGGGCGUGGGAGCUGAGCAGACAGUGGAGCGAGAGGGUGUGUGAGGAAUUCUACAGGCAGGGUGACUUGGAGAGGAAGUUUGACUUGGAAAUCAGUCCUCUGUGCAACCAGCAGGCUGAUUCUGUGCCAGCCAUCCAGACAGGUUUCAUCUCCUACAUUGUGGAGCCUCUGUUCGAGGAGUGGCACCGCUUCACCGAGCCCAGCCCGCUCAGCCAAACUAUGCUGGGUCACCUGCACAAGAACAAGGCUUGCUGGAGUCGCCUACUGUACUCACACACACCUUCAGACACACAAACAAACUCCACUCCAGAAGGAGGAGGAGGAGGAGGAGGAGACGCAGAGGGAGAGGGUGAGGGUGAGGGAGAAGACAUCCCUUAAUCUUCCUGUUGUUUGUCCGGGUGUUUUAUCUUCUUGUAAAAAUGGAGGAUAGGAGUCUUUACGCUGCUCCUCGUUUGUCCUCCAGCAUAUUUCCUCCCACGGCUGGUUGUUGACAGGCUCUGAAAGUGGGAGCACUGGAAGCAAGUUUGGCCUGGAUACGUGAGAAAUGUCUCCCUCUGCUGGAAGCAGAUGGGAAAAAACAAAAACUAAAUGAAGAGCGACAGAUUCCUGGUGGAGCUGAUGGAAGAAUAAUCUUAGUAAAUAAAUGCAAAUUUCUAGUCAUGCGUUGCUCUGUAACCCUGUGGUAUCUGCUUCAAAUUAACGGAGGAAAGCAGGAGUAGACUGAAAAGCUUCUAGCUGAUGAUGGAAGAAGGAUUCAUGAAUACAAGAGUUUGCACAAUGCUGCUAGAACAGUAAAGAAAAAAGCCAAAAUGAUUAACUAGUCAGCUGGACUGUGCUGGGACGAAGACACAAAGUAUAUGAAAGAAUAAAUGGAAUCUAAGAAUAUAUCAACUAUACUAUGCUUUUUAAACUCUUAGACAGUACGUGUUAAGCUCUUUUCACCCUUUUUCUCUUGUUUUGUACUGCUUGCACUUCUAUUGGAUGCUUUUUCAUACAGGUGUCACACUUGUCUACUUUUCACUGAAGUGCGUUUUUAACUGACAGCACUAAGCUGGUACGUCACAGUACUGUCACAUGUAUCCUGUUUUAACUGUGCGACUAUAAGACUGACUCAGCUGGACUUUUUUUGGACGAGACUCAGCGAGAGCGCAUUCAUCUAAAUGGUCUAACCUGUACAUACCGCGAUGUACAACCUCAACUCAACUUCACACGCCAAAAUCUCAACAAUGUAUUCAUCUUUUUACUGGUUAACUCUCCUCACAACUGGUGUCACCUUUGCUGUGACAACUUUAUGGGUGCGCUCAUUUCUAACCUCACUUUACAAGCUCACAUACAACAAGGCCUUAACAGCGACUCAGUCUGUCUGUGAAACCUAUUUUUUUAAUUACCAUUUUCUGGACUUUAUUGUGAUACGAAACCGCUCACUAACGGUUUCUGCUUGUUUUUCUUCAGCUGUACCAGCAUACUGAAACACACACACACACAGAGUACGGUAGCGGCUUGUUUCCUGAUUGAUCUUUCAGUCAGUAUUAGGAUCAGAUUGACUUUUACACCUGGUAAGAGUUGCCUCUGUGCCAACGUACUGUUACAAAACAUCCUCUCACGGCUCUUUUACCUCUAUAAAGCUUUUGUAUUCUUCUGCUUCAGUCAAUGUAUGUCAUGGACACACUUGGGCCAAUUAGUGACUAUAAAUGCCUCUAAUUAAUCGAGUGGCACUGAACAUGUCUCGCAAAAAAAGAAUUAAAAAUAUAUUCAGUCUAUUUGAAGUUUAAAUAUCUCUAAUCUUAUACAUAUGUACAGUAUAUGAAAUAUAACAACGGCGAAACUGAUCCAUGUUUCCUAAAACAAAGGGAUUCGUAAAUACUAGCUGGUCCAAGUAUAAAAUGUAUCACUAUAAAACCUAUUUCUACUGUUCUUGCUCUAAUUAUGUACAGUUCAAGUUGUCACAUUUAAGAUUUCCAGUCCUUCUGGCAUGAUCGACGCUGCGCACGCAGCGUUUUUACGGAGGUCUGGAUCUAAGCCGAGCUGCUGAAGAGCUUUAUGAUUCUAUCAACCCAGCCGACACAGUUCUGUAAUAUAAUCCAAUAUUGACAAAGUUAUGAAAAGUUUGUUUUUUUAGAUGUUACACUAACUGUGAUUAUACGCCUUUUUUUUUUUUUUUCCACAAGGCACAGUGCAAUAACGUUCCCUGGCCGGGGUGUAAGAAAAGUGGCCAUAUUCAUGUCUAUAGCGUAAAACAUUCACACGUCUUUGCUGUAACACUCUCUUGGCUUUGCUGAAAUUCCCACUAUAUAAAAUUAUUAUUGUUUGAGGCGUCGCCGUGGUAACAAAGAGUCAUAUCUCUGAAAAUCUACUGUACAAUUAACUCACCGACGCACUUUGAUUUCCAGAGUGACGUUCACUGACUUUUUUGCGGCUCAGAUCUUCUUCCUGUGCUGAGGACAAAACAAAAUCUGUUUAUAACUACAAACUGGGAACAUUGUGAGACACGGCUUUAUAAAUGCGCUACCCAAAAAAGAGCAUCAUUUGAGUGUCUGGAAGUCAUUUGCUACUGCCAUAGUGUAGACCUGGUCUGGACACACAGCAGGCCUCAGGCUGCCUUGUAUUUGAAUACCUCUCAGAAUUAGCACUGAUACAGGGUAACUGAGCCAUACUGGUUUUACUAACUGGUACAAAUACGUACUGUAUGUCUAGAAUUAUUAUAACAGCUUUACCAUGAUUAUCUAUCUAAACGUGAUUUAGUCUAAUAAAACCUGUGAAUCUAUUGUGAUUUUAAAAAAAAAAUAAAUCCAGUUUAUAUAAAUGAACACACUGUUAAAGACAUGUUUCUGUGAAGGUUUUUUAAUGAACAUGCUCAGCAUAUUUUGUUUCAUGAAAAGAUUCAGCAAUAACCUGUUAACAGUUUGCAAUCGGCCUGUGUCCACGCCAGAUGUCCGUCUCACAGUGCGGUCACAGGAUGGUUUCACAGUAUAUUAAUGCCAUCUUCUUCAUUCAUUUAGAGCUUUUUGUUCAUGUAGUCGUGAAGUUUAAGUCCGUUCUGCACCUUGAAAGCAGCACUUUCCUAAAAUUAGCCAUGAAACUGCGUUUAGCGAAACUUGCAGGCGAUCAAGAACUUGGCCAUAUGUCCGUACGGUUUUGGGGAGAAUAAUUAAAAUCCGAAACUGCAGUAUUUUAAACGGUGAGAUAGCGGAGCUGUUUGCACUGUGGUGUGUCAAGCGAUCCGAACAAGAUCUGAAGCUCUGUAUGGUUUUCGAACGGGUCGUCCGACUCCUCGACUGUACGUCUCUGUUUUGCCAUUUGAGCACUGUGAUCAAUAAAAUAACUCUUUUUCAAUUACCAACCACGCCA
Messenger RNA from Mugil cephalus (flathead mullet), 8647 nucleotides. Its product is annotated as cAMP-specific 3',5'-cyclic phosphodiesterase 7B-like. The transcript is spliced from 12 exons. The coding region runs from base 4076 to 5677 and encodes 533 amino acids. NCBI's taxonomy places the organism in Eukaryota, Metazoa, Chordata, Actinopteri, Mugiliformes, Mugilidae. The record is from RefSeq and is a predicted model, not a curated record. Gene Ontology annotation, molecular function: 3',5'-cyclic-AMP phosphodiesterase activity.